AUGGGAAAGAGGCUGGCCACAUCGGCCGCCGCAAGGAGCGUGCCCGCGUGCGAAGGGCCAGGGAACCCCGGCUCCCCGGCACUAGAGGCUGCAGCCUGCGGGCCAGCUGCGUGGCCCCCCCACUGCGGCAACACCACCGAGGCUGGGAAGUCGCUGCUUCGCUUCCCCAGGGACCCGGCUGUGCGGCUGCUGUGGGACCGCUUCGUGCGGGGCCGCCACGCCGCUGGGUACCGGAGCAACGACCGUUCCGUCAUCUGCUCUGACCACUUUACCCUGUCCUGUUUUGACGUCUCCUCAGUUAUCCGGAAGAACCUGCGCUUCUCCCAGCGCCUGAGGCUCGUGGCGGGUGCGGUGCCCACCCUGCAUCUUCCACCUAAGGGGGAAAGAGAGGGAAACCAAGCGGGCGGCCCCGAAAAGGGAGGAGAGCCCCAGGCAGUCAGGCAUUCUGAGGACCCCGGUCCAGCCUCCUGUUUCCGCCUCCGGGCCGGGAAGCGGGCUGCCGCUUCACAGAUUGUAUGUAAAAAUGAAGCUAUACAAAGGCAAGUCAGUGCUGAUAAUCGAUCUAAUGAUGUCACUUCAGUACCUACUCCCUGUGAAGAAGGCCCAGUGCAUUAAAGUACACAAAUUUCUUUGAAAAGGCCCCCUCACUGUAGUGUGGGUACCUGUGUUUAUUUUCUUUCGGGUAUUCAAGCCUAAGUGAAAAUGUUCAGAAAAUGUCUGUGUAACGCAACUAGUCAGACAGAAUUGUGGUCUAGAGCUUUCUCCCUCUGUGACAUUUAGUCCACUGAUUCAGAAACAGAUACAGACUGGGAUAGCAAGAGUGAACAGAGUGAUUUGUCUUAUGUAGCUAUGCAGGUAAAAGACGAGACGUAUUAA
Molecule: messenger RNA, 876 nt
Organism: Trichechus manatus latirostris (Florida manatee)
Lineage: Eukaryota; Metazoa; Chordata; Mammalia; Sirenia; Trichechidae
Gene: THAP10
Product: THAP domain containing 10
Molecular function (GO): sequence-specific DNA binding
Source: RefSeq, a predicted model, not a curated record